This is a messenger RNA of Penicillium waksmanii, 1206 nucleotides long. Its product is annotated as serine/threonine-protein kinase. Bases 1 to 1206 code for a protein of 401 amino acids. Gene Ontology annotation, biological process: cellular response to oxidative stress; protein phosphorylation. Gene Ontology annotation, molecular function: calmodulin binding; calcium/calmodulin-dependent protein kinase activity; ATP binding. The transcript is spliced from 4 exons. The record is from RefSeq and is a predicted model, not a curated record. Lineage: Eukaryota; Fungi; Ascomycota; Eurotiomycetes; Eurotiales; Aspergillaceae.
AUGGCGCAACCUCCGAGCGGUCAGCGAACGCAGGUCCAGCCUUGUCGUUACAAGACGGGGAAGACAUUAGGAGCUGGCUCCUACUCGGUCGUGAAGGAGUGCGUCCAUAUCGACACCGGUCGCUACUAUGCUGCCAAGGUCAUCAACAAGCGCCUCAUGGCGGGGCGUGAGCACAUGGUCCGCAAUGAGAUCGCGGUGCUGAAGAAAGUGUCUAUGGGCCAUCAGAAUAUUCUGACGCUGGUGGACUAUUUCGAGACCAUGAACAAUCUAUAUCUCGUGACAGACCUGGCUCUUGGCGGGGAACUUUUUGAUCGCAUUUGUCGCAAAGGAAGCUACUACGAGUCUGAUGCUGCCGACCUCAUUCGUGCUGUUCUGUCGGCCGUCGCAUAUCUGCAUGAUCACGGUAUUGUGCAUCGUGAUUUGAAGCCCGAGAACUUACUUUUCCGGACCCCCGAAGAUAAUGCCGAUCUUUUGAUUGCCGAUUUUGGAUUAUCUAGAAUCAUGGAUGAAGAACAAUUCCAUGUUUUGACAACAACAUGUGGCACACCCGGUUACAUGGCUCCGGAAAUCUUUAAGAAGAGUGGCCACGGAAAGCCAGUUGACAUUUGGGCCAUUGGUGUAAUCACCUACUUCCUCCUCUGCGGUUACACACCCUUUGAUCGAGAUUCGAACCUCGAGGAGAUGCAAGCCAUCUUGGCCGCAGACUAUUCCUUCACGCCCCUUGAGUACUGGCGUGGUGUCUCGGCAGAAGCCCGCAACUUCAUCAAUCGCUGCUUGACGAUUGAGCCGGCCAGUCGUAUGACCGCCCAUGAAGCACUGCAGCACCCCUGGAUCAGCCCGCCCCCCGACACUUUGAGAAAGGGCUCUGGCGAGGAUCUUCUGCCUACUGUCAAGAAGAACUUCAACGCACGCCGCACUCUGCACCGGGCCAUCGACACCGUGCGUGCUAUCAACAAGCUGCGCGAGGGUGGCGGCUUCAUGAUGGACGGCGUAAUGAGUAUUGACCCCAAGCCUGAGCGUGUUAAUGGAAAUGAGGUUGUCGAGGAACAGCGUCAGGAAACCCCCACUGCCAAUGAUGGCAGUAGUCCUAUGCAGAUCGACAGCCGGGGGAAUGCGCGUGGCCAGACGGAGGAGCAAAUUCGUGAGCAGGAGCGUCGAGUUAAGGAGAUGGUGGCCGGGCUAUGGAGUCGAGGUCAUGGCAAAUAA